AUGGUGUACUUUAGAGCGAUACGAGAGAUCAAGGUAGGCGAACAGCUGCUGUGGGAUUACGGAAAGCAGUACAAUAAAGAGUUUUUGCGGAAGAAAUGUAUCUGUAAUGUGUGCGAUCCACAGCUAGUCGAAGAGUCAACCGCUUGCCUCAAGCCAUUAACAACCACGGAAGUGGCCACCGCCAAACUUGAAGCGAAGGCAGAGCCGUGGAGUGGUGAUCCAUCGUUGUCCCAGCAAGUGUUCGGAUCUGCACUACGCCGUGCACCCUUCGGUGUUCGUGAUCUGUUGUUAUCGGCGGCACGUAAAGCAGGAGCUGGAGGUUUUCUUCUCGAAGACGUAGGAGGCGAUGCGUUUACAGCAUACGCACGGAGCCGAAAUGUGGUGUUUGGUGUGUCAGGGGAAGAACACUUCACUGCUGACAUAACGGUACCACCAGAUUGCACAAACAAUCUUUGUCGUAUGUUGUUGGCUGCAUACAAGGACGCGUACAGACGGAGAAACGCAGUGAUUCUAAUCCUGAAACGUAUGGAUCGCGAUCGUCACCCAGCUGUAUUACUGCUCGGUCCUCGCCUGCCCGUAUCGUCGAAACAGCGCUACAGUUGUUGCCUCGCCUACGUUGGACAUAAUGACAAAGUGUACCCUGUGAAACGGCAGACAAUCGGAACGAGUUCACGGCAACCGAUAGAUGCCGAGUACAGAGCUGGAACAUUGCUACACUUUCCUACUCUUUCCGAUUUCCCGCCCUUAUCGGUGUUGCUGGCAAGAUGGUAUCCUCCAUCCGCCUCCCCAUGCACCCAUACUCAACCGGUCGCAUACGACUAUGAUCAGCGUCAUCGAGAACCCCCACCGAACAAAUCUCGUCGAAAUCCGACCAUUCCGAGUGAUACGGAUAAGCUAUAG
Necator americanus (New World hookworm) is the source of this 900-nucleotide messenger RNA. RefSeq lists its product as uncharacterized. The coding region runs from base 1 to 900 and encodes 299 amino acids. The transcript is spliced from 6 exons. Lineage: Eukaryota; Metazoa; Nematoda; Chromadorea; Rhabditida; Ancylostomatidae. The record is from RefSeq and is a predicted model, not a curated record.